Teleopsis dalmanni is the source of this 1221-nucleotide messenger RNA. RefSeq names its product presenilins-associated rhomboid-like protein, mitochondrial (gene rho-7). Gene Ontology annotation, molecular function: serine-type endopeptidase activity. Gene Ontology annotation, cellular component: membrane. Lineage: Eukaryota; Metazoa; Arthropoda; Insecta; Diptera; Diopsidae. The record is from RefSeq and is a predicted model, not a curated record. The coding region runs from base 74 to 1132 and encodes 352 amino acids. The transcript has 7 exons.
UGCAAAAUUAUUGCCAAAUAAUUAAAAUUAAAACUUAAAUUAUAUUUGUAGUCUAUUUCAUUUAUAUUUCAAAAUGUGGCUUCAAAAAGCUGUUUUAUCGAAUUGUCAGCGCAGGAUAACGCACUUUAUACCAAAUUGGAAUUCAUUGCAUCAUGCUAAAUCAAAACUUGUACCUCCAUCACAAAACCAUUUUUUAGUCAAUCGCACUUUUAGAACGAAUUUAAAUUUACAAAAACCCGCAAAACUCGACACAGGCUCACUUCAAGAAUUGGUUACAUAUGGUCCUAUACCACCCGGAAAUGUUUUCAAAGCACUUGUAUUUACAGGCGCAUUUAGCAUUGGUACAUUCAUGGGUGCUACAAUUCUGGAAUAUGAAAACACACGUAACAUGAUGAUAGAAAAAGCAAGACAAUCGAAACUGAACUGGAUGCAACGUAGACCGAAUGUGGCAAAUAACUAUUGGAAUAACCUGAAAACUGAUCUAAAACAAUUAUGGCAUCAAUUAGGUCCCGGUGAACAGGUUUUUGCACCAAUAUUCGCGUUUAACUUGUUAGUAUUUGGUUUGUGGCGUGUUCCGCGAUUUCGGCAAGUAAUGACAACAUAUUUCUGUUCGAAUCCAGUUGGAAAGGUUGUUUGUUGGCCAAUGUUUUUAUCUACGUUUAGUCACUAUUCUACUGUGCAUAUUUUUGCUAAUAUGUAUGUACUACACAGUUUUUCCAACGCUGCAGUGCUUUCACUUGGUAAGGAACAGUUUUUAGCUGUGUACUUGAGUGGAGGUGUAAUCGCCAGUUUAGCUAGCAUAGUAUACAAGGCUGCCAGAUCCCAAGCUGGUCUAUCAAUAGGAGCGUCAGGCGCAAUAAUGGCUAUAUUAGCGUAUGUGUGUACACAAUAUCCAGAUACCAAGCUGAGCAUAUUAUUCUUACCCACAUUAGUUUUCUCUGCAAGUUCCGCAAUUAAAGUCAUAAUGAGUAUAGAUUUAAUUGGUUGCGUGAUGGGUUGGAAAUUCUUUGACCAUGCUGCACAUUUAGGUGGUGCAUUAUUUGGACUAUUUUAUGCUUACUUUGGACACGAAGUGUGGCAGAAAAGAUUACCAUUUCUUACAAUGUAUCACAACUUUCGAAAAACAAAAUAGUUCCUUUUGCAUUUAGGAAAGAAUUAUAGCUGACAAUUUUUUAAAUACAAACAUAUAAUUUAGUUUAAAAUGUAAAGAAAAAAAGAUUU